Messenger RNA from Linnemannia hyalina, 1428 nucleotides. NCBI's taxonomy places the organism in Eukaryota, Fungi, Mortierellomycota, Mortierellomycetes, Mortierellales, Mortierellaceae. The record is from the annotation of a GenBank genome assembly.
AUGACAACAACGACAUCAGCCAAGACACACCCAGGAACAGGAGAACCCUCGACUCGUCCAAAAGUCCUCAUUGUCGGAGCGGGUAUAGGAGGGAUGACAUUGGGGAUGCUUUUGACCAAGGCUGGGAUCCCGUUCGAUAUCUAUGAACGCGCUGCUGCUGUGAAACCUCUUGGCUCGGCGCUCUUCUUGAACCCUACAACGGCAAAAAUCUUCAAACAGUGCAACAUCUGGGACGACAUCAUGAGUAUCUGCAAGUUCACCGGGAAGAUCCAAGUCGGAAACGAGCAGCGCGAAAUCGAAUACUGCAUGGACUUUCCCAACCAAAUUGAAAUGUUCGGAUCCAGAGGUUACAUUGUCGCACGCCCAAUGCUCUACGACAUCCUCCAUCGACAAGUCCCCAAGGAGCGUUUCCACAUGAGCAAAAAGGUCACAACCAUCACCCAAACCGACAACGGCGUUGUGCUUCACUUUUCCGACAACACUACAGUCAGUGGCGACAUCCUCGUAGGAGCAGAUGGCGCUUACAGUACGAUCCGUCAAUGUAUUUACACCGAUCUCAGGACAGAGGAGCGCCUUUUGGCCUCGGACGAUGAGCCGUUGGCGUACAGUAAUGUGCAGCUUGUUGGUCAGACUAGGCCGCUGGAUCAUGCUGAUUUCCCGAAUCUGAGUAUUCCUGAUAGCCAGUUCAUUCGUAUCCUUGGCGACAACAAGCCAUAUGCCUGGACAUUCUUCACAACAGCACAGAACACCAUCUGCUAUGGUGUUACUAAAUUCCUAUCGACAACUUCCAGCAGACAAGGCGACGACUACAAAAAUUCCGAAUGGGGUCCAGAGGCAGCUGAAGCCAUGUGCGCAGAAGUGCGGGAUUUCCCCAUUAUCAGUGGCGGCGACAAGAUCACGACUGUGGGAGAUUUGAUCGAUUUGACGCCCAAGGAUCUUAUCUCGAAGGUUAUGUUGGAGGAGAAGGUGUUUGAGACCUGGCAUUAUAAGCGUGUUGCUCUGAUCGGCGAUGGAGGUUCAGGAGCAAACAACGCGAUGCACGACGCCAUCACAUUGGCCAACUGGCUCAAUGUUCUCUCCGAUACCCCCACGGCCGCCGAAAUCGAGCACGCGUUUGAAAAGUACAAGGAGGAGCGUUUGCCUUGGGUCAAGCAGGCCUAUGAUUCCAGCCUUAUCUUCAAGGUCAUGAUCGAGGCGAACUUUAAAGCGUAUUUAGUCAAGCUAGUCUCCAAGUACAUGCCCUCGUGGAUCACAAGCAAAAUGGCGAUGCGAAUGUCAAUCAACCAACCUCAAGUCAGCUUCUUACCACCUACCGAGUACCAUGGUUCGAUCCAACCGGCACCCCAAGCCAGUUAUGAAGAGACUUUGGCCAUUCUUCAGGAGCGUGCAGCAAAAACGAAUGCCGGAGAGCCGGUCACUGCUAUGUAG